This is a messenger RNA of Acipenser ruthenus (sterlet), 2246 nucleotides long. Its product is annotated as glutaredoxin domain-containing cysteine-rich protein 2-like. Gene Ontology annotation, biological process: sensory perception of sound. NCBI's taxonomy places the organism in Eukaryota, Metazoa, Chordata, Actinopteri, Acipenseriformes, Acipenseridae. The record is from RefSeq and is a predicted model, not a curated record. The transcript has 3 exons. The coding region runs from base 24 to 788 and encodes 254 amino acids.
CAGUGUCGAACACUCGCUUUAUUAUGGAGGAACUUCAAAGGAAACUUAGUCAGAGAUAUGAAGACAAGCCAAAGAAAGUAAGAUUCAAAAUAUCUUCUUCUUACAGUGGCAGAGUUUUGAAACAAGUCUAUGAAGAUGGGCAGGAGUUGGAGAGUCCAGAGGUGGCAUAUCCACACAGUUUUAUACAUGGGAGAUUUCCCAAGCAUAUGGAGGGUGAACUGAUGUGUAAUUUUGCAGAGCUACAGGAUCAAGGAUUUUAUUCACCAACCACCUUAACAGCCCAGAGAAUCAAUGUUUUCAGAGAUGGGAAUAAGUACCAUCUUGCUGGAGGAUCAUCUCUAUUCAAUGACUUCACCCCAGCGGAUUCUAAACCUUCCCCUGUUUUGGACUUUGGCAAGAUAAUCAUCUAUACCAGCAAUCUGAGAAUAAUCAGAACUUCUCAGGGGAAGAAGGAAUUAGCAAACAGGUUUAUUCACAACCGGGAUGGAAGUGAUGGUUACUCCAUAACACCUGCAGGGGAGAACGGAGCGCAGAACCCCACCCAGCAGGAGCCUGCAGAGGAUCAGAACGCGAAACCUGCAAACGCUCUGGAGGGGGUCUCAGAGUCUGGCUGUCUGCAGUGUGGAGGAUCUGGCUGUGCCCCCUGCUCGCUGUGCCAUGGAAGCAAACUGUCGAUGCUAGCCAACCGCUUCAAGGAGUCAAUUAGGGCUUUACGCUGUCCUGCCUGCAAUGCAAAUGGCUUGCAGCCCUGCCAGGCCUGUACACACAGCAACAGCAACAGCAUCUGACUCAGACCAUACAUUCCACUGGGAAAUGCUUUGCUAAUAUCUGAAAACCAAACAAAAUCCUCUGGUUAGGAGUGUCCCGUGGAGAAAAGGUAUCAAAUGAAUAAAGAUCAUGGCAAAUAAAAGACGAAGCUAGCUGUCUGCUUGCUGUCAGUUUAAUAGAAUGUCUGUCUUGAGUAAUGAGGCAUGUCUUGCCAUGCAUGACACACAACCCACUGAAGGCUAAAGACUUAAGAACCAAUAAAAAUAACAUGUUUUUCAGUGCUUCAAAUACGGGGUCUUACACAGUAGCAACGUCUGUUGUCAUUUCCAAUUGCAAGGAGACUCAGAGCCCAGCUGGUUUUCAACUGGUCAUGCUGGUUCAAGAAAAAAAAAACAACCUUCACUACAACAUCCAGUGACUAUUGUGUACACUUUUAAUUGAAACAAAUUGCACCAAAUCUUUGGCAGUUAUUUUAUUAUUAUUUACUAGCUGGGUAUUCAGCAACCACUAAAUGAAUGCCAAUUUCCAACAAGGUAAAUUUGCACAGUAAAUUCACAGUUUCCCCAUGGUUAUUAUACUCAGGCUUGGGCAAAAUACUUAAGGUAAAUGUAUUUUCAAUACAAAAUACAAAAUAAAUAGAAAACUGUAUCCAAAUACAAACUAUUUUGGAAACACAGUAUUUUGUUUCAAUACAAAAUACAAUUGUAUACAAUUUGAAAUGACAAAAUACAUACAACAAAACAAACCAAGAUUUUCAUAGAUCAUUGAGAACAAUCUAUUUUGACAAUAAAAGAACAGAAGCAGUUAACAGGUUUCAAGCUACAUUAAGCAAACAUGCAGUGGGUCCUUAUUUCCACCAGGGGGCCCAAUACCUAACAGAGCGUAGGUCAGCUCGGACCCGGUUACUAACACUGGACAAUACAUUUUAAUAGAUAUCAGAUAAUAGUCUGCUUUUAUCAGAUACAAACCAUACCGGAACAGACCAAGUACACAUUUGUGUAUACAAAACACUGUUUACAAAACUCUAUGCUGCUGCGUUCUCACAGUGAAAAUGUUGCUUGCAUUUGACAUCCUGCAGUGAAAUUCGUUCAGAUGGCACAGCAGCAAUGUCAAACAAUGUAUUUUUGAGUAUUGUGAAACUACAAAAUACUCAGGCAAGUGUAUUUUCAAUACAAAAUACUUAGACCUUAGCAUUUGCAUUACAAAUGACAAAAAUACAAAUGUAAUGAAAAUACAUACGUCAAUGACAUGUAGUUUCAAUACUGCCCAUCCCUGGUUAUACUAUGCGUUUGUCAUGGAUUGCCAUGUUUUUCAAUAUUUUGUUUUAAUACUGUAUGCUCACCAUACAUCUCUGGGACUUAUAAUGCCCAACAUUCUUUAUUAAAAUUAGAUUUUUACUAUGAUGAGCUUUUAUAAAUAAAAGCUUCCAGCGUGCUGGCAUUUUCAUCAAAGAAAGACCAUUUCCAAUGGUAUGCAAU